UUUGACUUCACCAAGUUUCUCGAAAUCCUUAGAACUAAACGAGCCGAGCCGAUUGCCAAAUACAUCCGGUCGUUCUUGAUCUCCUUUUCCAAAAAACAAUGGACUGUUUCCGAGCAGGUAAAGUUGAUUUCUGACUUUAAGAAAUUCAUGUCUGCAAAGUUCGAUGAGUUCGAGCCUUUCAGCACGAUGGCCUCAGUGGAGUUGGAAAACUGCCACGAAGGGUUGGAGAAGUUGAUUAUGAACAAACUCUACUCGCAGUGCUUCUCGCCGAAGAUCGACCUGAAAAGACUAGAUCAGUCGCACAGGGAGGACUUGACCAAAGAUGAAGUAGUGAAGGAAAAGUUAAAACAGUUCAGCUGGGUAGAGCUAGCGCACUUGGACAUCCACUUUGAGGAAAGCGACACCUUCAUCGAUAUGGCCAUUGGCGAGCUUAGCAAGAUCAAUAACUACCGCGCCCCCCGUGACAAGAUCAUCGUGUUGCUUAACUGCUGCAAGAUCAUCUUUGGCUACUUGAAGCAGACCUCCACCGAAGGCAGCGCGGACUCUUUCAUCCCGGUGUUGAUCUACAUCAUCUUGAAGUCCAAGAUCCCACAUUUUGUCUCCAACAUUAACUACAUCGAGCGAUUCAGAGACGGCAAGCACUUGUCGGGCGAAAAUGCCUACUAUCUCUCGUCGCUCCAGGGGGCGGUUAACUUCAUUGAAACAUUGGACAAAGACGGCCUCACGGUCUCGGAGGAAGAAUUUGACUUGCAUUUUGCUGAGUAUUUGCAGAGAGAGGAAGACGAGUUGGCAGCCAAGGAGCAGGAAGAACGCCGCCGCAAGCUCGAAGCCGAGGCACCAAUGCCACAGAGAUUGAUUGCAGGCAUAGGUGCCCGAGCUGAAGAACGCGUGUCUCCCAGCGGAGUUUUGUUCUCUUCGGCGCAGAUAUUGGGCAACUCCAUCUCCAGCUUCCUCUCCCCUCCAGCCUCUUCCGGUAGCUCCCCACGGGCAAAACCAAUCGGAGACUUGGACGACAACGAUGAGGAGGACGUGCAAGAAAGACAGGCCAUGGAGGCAAGCAUGGCGCACCGGAAGGAUGCCUUCACCAGUACCUACAGGAUGUUGCGGUCAAUGUUCCCCGACUUAGACAAGGAUAUUGUCAAGGAGUUGGUGGUGGUCAGGCAAGGAAACAUCGGCGAUUGCAUUGACGUUUGCUUGGAGCUCACCAACGGGAAUUAG
Babjeviella inositovora NRRL Y-12698 is the source of this 1218-nucleotide messenger RNA. Its product is annotated as guanine nucleotide exchange factor. NCBI's taxonomy places the organism in Eukaryota, Fungi, Ascomycota, Pichiomycetes, Serinales. The annotation marks the transcript as partial. Gene Ontology annotation, molecular function: small GTPase binding; guanyl-nucleotide exchange factor activity; ubiquitin binding. Gene Ontology annotation, biological process: vesicle-mediated transport. The record is from RefSeq and is a predicted model, not a curated record. The transcript has a single exon. Gene Ontology annotation, cellular component: endocytic vesicle; cytosol.